This is a messenger RNA of Symbiodinium sp. CCMP2456, 2262 nucleotides long. Lineage: Eukaryota; Dinophyceae; Suessiales; Symbiodiniaceae. The record is from the annotation of a GenBank genome assembly.
AUGCUAGGGCGAAAUGCGGUGCUCUUCAUCGCUUUGCAGUUUGGCUCUCGAUUUGCAAACUCCUUCCUGGUUACCGCUGCCAGGUAUGAGUUGCUCGAGGCGGGUGGCGUCAUGCAGUUUGCUGGAGCGCAAGUGGCAACAAGCCUGGCUCGCAUGGUUGUGUCGCAGAUCGCGGGCCUUCUGACGGACAACUUUGCCCUGAAGAAAAUGUACGUCGCGACGGAGGCAUGCAACUUGGUCCUGGCUCUAGCGAUGCUCGUAUGUGGCCAUGCAUCUGGCAGCGUGCUCUUCAUUCUGAACAUAGGCCUGGGUUUGCUCUACUCCUUCUCACAGCCGGUGACCAAAUCCAUGCCGCCGGCGGUAACUCCGUCGCGUGAGGAUCUUGCUGUCAUCAAUGGCUGGGAUCUGACUUGUGACAAGGUGGGCCGCUAUUUGGCACCAUUUGCCUAUGCCAUGGCUUCUUCCAGCCAUGGGUUUGACUUUGCAGUGCUCCUCAGUUGCUUCCUGUACGGCGUAUUGGCCGUGCUGCGAACAUGCGUUGUCGUGGUUGAGCCCCCGCGAGAACCCUCCAAAAUGGGCUCCAAAGCAACUGUUCGCGAGAAGUUGGGACGUCUUUUCCAACAGGUCGCAGAUGGCGUCAUGUCACUGCGGCGGGACUCUGUGUUGCGACUUCUCAUUCUGAACACACUAGUGACGAACGUUUUCCUAUAUCCUUUGAAUUCUGUACAUUUUCCGGUGCUCUUCAAGCGGGUCGCCGAAGCCGGAGGAGAACAUUCUGCGGUGGACGGCUUGCUGCAGGGAGCCAUGAGCUUCCUGAACAUCAAGAAGAAGGACAUGUGGAGGAACUACAGCGCGUUGGUUUCUCUCGGUGGUGUUGUGGGUCCUUUCCUGUCAAACGCUCUGAUCUACCUCUUGGAGUCCUACUCCACCAGCCACAAGUCGUGCAGACUCUGGGUCGGGAUCAACUUCGGCCUUGCUGGGCAAGUCGCCACGAUGGCUCUCCUGGCCUUGAUGCUGUCUUUCAGUGGAAGCCUGGGUACCGGUUUGCUGGUUUUCAACCUCGCCGGCUGCCUGAUUGAUCUUGCACGUGCGAUGAUCAUGAAUAAAAGCCGGUUCAUCUUCUUUCCUGAAGCUGCUGUCCAAGGUGAAGGUUGUCGGUGCUUGGCAUGGCAUGCAGAGUCCAAGCCAAAGAUUCGCCAGACUCGCUUUAACAUGCAAAAGCCAUGUGCCGCAGAUGCCAAUUGGACCCGGACGUAUACCGCGCAGCGAGUGUUGGGCAAAGGAUCCUUCGGCGUGGUGUACCAGGCGCAGGUUCUCGAAACCGGGGAGACGGUCGCCAUAAAGUCGAUCCGUAUGCAGGACAAGGAUCGGGAGGUCCAGAUUCUGAAGGAGCUGGACGGGCACCCGAACAUCGUGACUUUGCACGGUGCAUUCCUCAGCGACGAGGGCACCGCGACGAACGGUGGCACCAGGCUCAAUCUGGUGCUGGAGUAUCUUUCUGACACGCUGCACCGAGUGAUCAAGCACUACAACACGACAAACAACAAGAUGGACGCUUUCUACGUGAAGCUGUACCAGUUUCAGCUCAUGCGAGGCCUUGCCUUCGUCCAUGGUCGUGGUAUCGCACAUUGCGACUUGAAGCCGCAGAACCUGCUGCUGGAUGGCAAAUCGCAGACCCUAAAGAUCUGCGAUUUCGGCACCGCGAAGCGCAUGGUUUUCGGGGAACAGGGGCGAGCUUAUAUGGUCUCUCGGUACUACCGUGCUCCCGAGUUGAUUCUGGGAGCCACCCAGUUCAGCACAAGCGUGGACCUCUGGUCUGCGGGAUGCGUAUUUGCAGAGCUGAUCCUGGGUCAGCCGCUGUUCACGGGCAAAGAUGGCAUCGAUCAGCUCGUGCAGAUCGUUAAAGUUCUUGGCACUCCGUCAACGCAGCAAUUGCGUGCGAUGAACCCCAACUAUCCUGAGUACGAGUUCACGCCUUCGAUCUCCCCGCAUUCCUGGGAGAAGGUCUUGCGCGGUUGGGCCCCAGUGCACGCGUGCGAUUUGGUGAGCUUGAUGCUGACGUACGACCCAGUCCAAGCCUUGUCUAGGCCGCUUCAUGUCCUGCUACAUCCAUUCUUUGCUGAGCUGAAAUCAAUAGAGAAGAAGGAGCAGUGCAAGAUGCUCUUCAACUUCCGCGAGGACGAGUUGUGGUGGCUCACUUCGGUGGAGAGGCAGCAACUCAUCCCCAGUUGGGCAGCAGCGGAGGUAGCGCGGCGUGACUGA